AUGAAGGAUGCAGAGUUUACACACUUGGAAGUUGAAAGACAACUAAUAAAUGAAUCGGGGAGAAUCCAAUUAAAGAAAAAGGAUUUGAACAUUACGGAGAACGCAUACAAUGUCGGAUCAUCUCCUGGGCAAGAAAUGAGCAAGAAAUCUCUUGAACGAAGUGGAAACGUGUUGGACCCUACAAGAAGUCCUGGUCAAUACAAGAAAAACCGUAACCCUAAAGGUGUGGGGCCGUGGUGUAAGUAUUGUUCCCGGAAAGGACAUACUGAAUCUAAGUGUUACAAGAAAUCACAAAAAGAAAAGAAAGCUUUCAAUGCAGAAAGUGCAUUUUAUGUAUAUAAUCCAUCAGCUGAAGUUUUUGCAGUAUCGAAGGAUUUGGAGCAGUUUCUGGUAGAUUCAGCUUCUACUUCUCAUUUUUGUCGUGAGCGAGAUUGGUUCAAGAACUUCAGAGAACUUUCACCCACCAAAGCCUUACUGGCUGAUAAAAGACACACAUGUGAAGUAAAAGGGGUAGGUGAUAUUGAUUUUUGUAUUAAAGAUGUUAAAGGUGAUGUGCAUAUAACUUUAAAAGAUGUUUUGUAUGCUCCCAACAUAAGGAGAAAUUUAAUUAGUGGAGCAAAAAUGGAUCUUGCUGGUUUAAAAAUUAAUUGGUGUAAUGAUGUUAUGCGGGUAUAUCAUUCUAAUAAUGAAUAUUUCUUUUCUGUAUUUCGGCAAGAAAUGUUGUAUAUAGUAUAUGGUUAUCCUUUAAUAGAAAAUGUAAUGCAUACUAGUGUAGAUUAA
Messenger RNA from Argiope bruennichi, 780 nucleotides. RefSeq lists its product as uncharacterized. The transcript has a single exon. The record is from RefSeq and is a predicted model, not a curated record. The coding region runs from base 1 to 780 and encodes 259 amino acids. NCBI's taxonomy places the organism in Eukaryota, Metazoa, Arthropoda, Arachnida, Araneae, Araneidae.